UUAUAAAACAACCCCCUCGCUCACUCUCUGCCCGACUGCGUAUUUUCCUCCAUCGUGGAUAGUGAGUGUUGCCUCGUUUGUCAUCGCACCUCUGCUUCCAUGGCGUCCGUCGCAGCUGCUGCUGUCUCCGUGCCCUCCUUUUCUGGCCUCAAGGCCGAGACCAAGGCCGCCCCCGCUAGGUUGUCCUCCACCUCCGUGGUGCGCAUGGCCCCCGUCGUCCGUGCCUCGGCCAGCAGCGAUGCCUUGAAGACCGUCGGGAAGGCCCUCCUUGCCGCCUCCAGCUCCUUGCUGCUCGUGGCCUCCGCCAAUGCCGCCACCGUGAAGAUGGGAGGUGACGACGGUGCCCUCGGGUUCUACCCCAAGGAUAUCUCCGUUGCCGCUGGUGAGUCUGUCACUUUCGUCAACAACAAGGGAUUCCCCCACAAUGUCGUGUUCGAUGAAGACGCAGUCCCCGCCGGUGUCAAGACUGAGGACAUUAACCACGAGGAUUACUUGAACGGGCCUAAUGAGAGCUUCUCCAUCACCUUCAAGACCCCCGGCACCUACGAGUUCUACUGCGAGCCUCACCAGGGUGCUGGCAUGAAGGGUGUCGUCACCGUGUCUUAGACAAUUCGCUGACUUCUCUGUGUGGUAGUAAGGAUUGCUCGUCUCAGGUUCUCUAAGGGAUCGUGCAGAAGCGUUCUUGGACUGUAGACUACGAUGUUGAUGUGUGUGUUCCGUGGCGCGCUUGCCCUGAAGACAAACGCGUUGCUUACACGAUUUAGGUUAGGUGACUCAAUUACGUUCCAAUAAAGUGGCUCGAUUCUGUUGUGCCAAUCUGUAUCGAUGCGCAUCUGCUGUGUAUUCGAUAACUAUGCCUGAAACCUCAUGCCAUUGCUUGGAAUAAAGUCGUAACUCACCGUAUGCAUGACAA
Messenger RNA from Physcomitrium patens, 913 nucleotides. The record is from RefSeq and is a predicted model, not a curated record. Lineage: Eukaryota; Viridiplantae; Streptophyta; Bryopsida; Funariales; Funariaceae.